Messenger RNA from Monodelphis domestica (gray short-tailed opossum), 2079 nucleotides. RefSeq lists its product as uncharacterized. Gene Ontology annotation, molecular function: protein binding. The record is from RefSeq and is a predicted model, not a curated record. NCBI's taxonomy places the organism in Eukaryota, Metazoa, Chordata, Mammalia, Didelphimorphia, Didelphidae.
UGGGAUAUUACUGUAAAGACUAGUAAUGUUUUAUCCAGUGGCAUAAAUCCUAAAAUGUCCUUAACCAUUUGCUGUGAGCGAGGCACUUGUGCACCAGUCAUAUUUCCAAAAGGCUCACUUCGAAGGGCUCAGACCUAUAUUACCAUGAUGGAAAUGGACAGAGAUUAUGGAGCCAUAAAGAAAGUACGUUUGCAAGUAGAAGAUGCUGAAGAUGGGGAAGUCUGGCAUUGCCAUGAGGUAAUACUUCAACACAAGAAAAAUAAGGAAAGAAUAGAAUUUCCUUUUCUGCAACUCUUCACCAAUGUCGAAGGAUGCACAGUGUCUGAACUUCCAGUUCUCAUAGCCAACUGUGGUUUCUCAACAGUUAAAGAAUAUGUUAUUUCUAUUACUACUGGCAAAACUUCAAAGUCAAGUACCAACAUGGAUGUAUAUGUCACCUUAUGGGGAUCCUUAGGAGAUACAGGAAAAAGGAAGCUAACCAGGAAAGGAGUGAAACUUUUCACCGAAGGAAAGGUGGAUGUGUUCAGAGUUGAAGCAGUAGAUAUUGGUCUUUUGCAAAUGUUGGAUGUGGAAAAAGGGAAAGGCUCCGACUGGCACCUAGAGAAGAUUACUGUGAGAGAGGCAUCAAUGCAAGGAAAAGAAAUAGUGUUUCUAGCUCACAAAUGGCUAAAAAAUGGAAUAAAUUCAAAAAUUACACUGAAUGUUACAGAAAUCGAGGAAAUCAGGCAUGUGAAUGCCUUGCCACCAGAAAGCCAGCAAAUGAAGUCAGAAGGCACAUGGAAAAUUUAUCUGAAGCUUCAAGAAAAAUCAGGUCAAGAAUAUGAAUAUGUUGGGCCAAAUAUUCCCAAUCUGGUUAUGAUUCUGUAUGGGACUUAUGGAAAGUCAAGACCAGUGACUCUAAAUACCAGGCUAGAACAGCACACUGAGGAUACAAUGACAACUGAGGUAUUUAUGCCCUCUGAUUUAGGAACCCUUUAUAAAGUCAGGUUGAGUUUGGAGAGUUUGAGUUCCAGCACAUCACAGCUGUCUGUUCAUCAUUUUAAAAUGCAGAAUAAAGCAACCUUGGAUACCUUUAGUUGUUCUAUAAAUAAAACACUUCCUCUUUCUUUUAAUGGAGAUAGAUGCAUUGAGUUCCCUGUCGAGUGGCCAUUAAAAGAAGCACUGUCUGUUGUUAGGUAUCAGGUGAUGGUCUUCUCAAGCAAUUUUUCCCACUUGAAGAGUUUAGUUAAAGUCAAUAUUUGCAUCUUUGGAAACCAUGGUGAUACGGGAGAUCGGGCUCUUCUUCUUCCUGUGGAGGAUUCACACCAGCAGAGAGAAGACAUAGAGUCUUUUGCCCUGGAGGCUGUUGAUUUAGGAGAACUGCAGUAUGCCAACCUUUCCAUCAGCAGUUUAACAGGCUGUGAAUUAGAUAUGAAAGCAUUGCAUGUGAUGGAGACAUUAAAGACAGAGCCCAUUUAUGUAUUUGAAGUGAAUAAAAAGUUUAUCAUGGAUGCUGAUAAGCCUAAAAUUCAGAGAAAAAUCUCAGUCUCUUCUAUUAUGAACAAAAGAAAAAUUGAAUCAACCAGUGAAAUGCCUCGUAAUUCCCAUGAAGGAAAAGGCUCCAAACCUGAUCUGAGUAUAUAUCAAAUUAAAGUGUAUACAGGCAAUGUUAAAGGAUCAGGCACUAAUGGCAAGGUCCACAUGACCCUCUUUGGAAAUAAAAACACCUCUGAAUCUUUUCUUCUCACUGAAUCAUUGGAGCAUACAAAUCCUUUUGAAAUGGGAAAGGUCAAUACAUUCCAAUUUAAAACAAAGAACUUAGGAUGCCUAGACAGAAUUGAAAUUGUACACGAUGGAAAAGAACUCAUUAAUCGCUGGUUUUUAGAAAAAGUGGAAGUCAUAGAUAUGUCUACAAAGGAAAUGUACUGCUUUCGAUGCAAUCGGAUCAAGGAAGAGUAUACAGAAUGGAGUUUGAAACAGAGGAGCCCCCUGUAUUCAUGGGCUCAUGACAACUGAAUCCAGAGACUAGUGGCUUACUGAAGAUGAACAUGAUGGACUCGCUGUUAUAAAACUCUACUCAUAAAUUUGUUUUUUUUUCUA